AUGAGCGCGUCGUCAACUACAACCCAUCCUCCUCCUUCAACUUCAGAAUUGCAUGCCACCUUAUCCCCAGCAGUCAUAAAAGAUGCCUCUCCAGCAAGCUCAUCGGAAGAGGGAUCGAAGAAGAGAGCUCGGUCAGAAGUAGCAGCAGAUGAGCCGACAGCUCCCGCUACGGUCGACGGCGGCGGAGAUGGCAAGGGUCCCGCUAAGAAAAAGACGAAAAUGACCGAGGCAGAGAUGGAAGAGAGAAGAAAGGCGAAAGAAGCCAAGGAGAAGGAAAAAGAGGCCAAAGAGAAAGAAAGGGCUGCGAAAGAGGAAGAAAAGGCUGUAAAGAAAGCCGAGCGAGAUGAAAAGAAACGAAUUAGAGACGAGGAAAAAAAGAAAAAAGAUGAAGAAAAGAAGAAAAAAGAUGACGAGAAGAAAAAAAAAGAUGAGGAAAAGGCUAAAAAGGAUAGGGCUCAAACUCGACUCCAAAACUUCUUUGUGAAGCCUUCUGGCCCUCCAAGUAGUCCGGCAAAGGCUACGGCAGCACCCCCGGGAGCGUGCCCAAAAACAAUGUCACCGGAGCUGGAGAUACGACAGAGGCAGAGCGAUUAUGAGAAAAGCUUCCAACCGUUCUUUGUAAAACCUAAUGUGACAGUCGCGCCACCACACUGCUUCCAGCGUGACGAUGCCUAUAAGUUUGCGAUGAAGGUUUCGAUUGAUAAAGCCCUGACUCUCCCGAGAGAACAUAAUUGCGCGGAGAAUCAGAUGGAGACAGUACCGGCAGUUGGAACAGUAACAAAAGAACAGAUAACAGAACUACUUCAUAUUCCGCCGCAUAAGCGUGGCCCGCGAGGAAAGAUGUUGGGCUAUACAACCAAAGACCUUCUAGCUAGGAUAAAUGCCCCAGACGACUCAUCGCUGCCCCCAAUAAUCGAGCUAAAGAAGCAGAAAAUACCUAAAGGAGCAGAUGGCACAGCAAUCUACUUUAAGAUGCUUAAUUGUUUACCUAAUAAGUUCUUGAAAUUUGCGGAAGAUGUACGACCGCCCUACUCCGGGACAUUCACUAGGAAUCCUACUACCGGUGGUCUCCGCAAAGGACGCAAUCCGUUCCAAAAGACCUUGCCGAAUAUUAAUUAUGAUUAUGAUUCAGAGGCAGAAUGGGAAGAAGGCGCACAAGACGAGGAUGGUGAGGACUUAUUGAGUGAUGAUGGUGAAGAAGAUGAGGAAGUAGAAAGCUUGGAUGACGAAAUGGAUGGCUUUUUGGACGAUGAAGAGGACCAGGCAGCUAAAAACAGGCGAGGUGCUUUGGCCGCUCUAGUGCCGUUAUCUUCGGGCCUCUGUUGGGAGGAUGAGGAUGGUCGGAACACGAGGGCAGAGUUUGAAGAGAUGAAGAUGGAAGUACUUCUUGAGGGUGUAUCUGGUCCUAUUGAUCCGUUUUCAACGGUCUAUUGGAAUCCACCACCGAAAAAUGCCAAGACUUUGACCAGUUUCCUUGUUUCUGCAUCGGCGCCAAAAUCCUCAGUACCAAAGCCCUGCACAUCGAAAGCAUCUGUACCAACUGCUAUGGAACCGCCUCCUCUUCCCCUUGCUACCUCAAAUCGACCUCAAGUAACAACUGUGGCUAUAGGCGCAGAGGCACUAACACCCAAGAAGGGUAAAAGUGUUUUGCUAGUUCCUGCUGAGGACCUUGAUGAUUUUAAGCGUGCGGUUGAGGGUAGUGAUAUGACUAAGGCGGGAUUGAUUGAAGUUUUGAAGAAACAAUUUCCAAAGAUUGGGAAAGAAUCAAUUAAACAAACGCUUAACAGGGUUGCAGCUAGAGUUGGUGAUAGGGAGAGGGACAAGCGAUGGGUGUUGAUUUAG
Messenger RNA from Morchella importuna, 1842 nucleotides. RefSeq lists its product as uncharacterized. Bases 1 to 1842 code for a protein of 613 amino acids. The record is from RefSeq and is a predicted model, not a curated record. NCBI's taxonomy places the organism in Eukaryota, Fungi, Ascomycota, Pezizomycetes, Pezizales, Morchellaceae. Gene Ontology annotation, cellular component: CAF-1 complex; nucleus. The transcript is spliced from 4 exons. Gene Ontology annotation, biological process: nucleosome assembly.